This is a messenger RNA of Schizosaccharomyces osmophilus, 1563 nucleotides long. RefSeq names its product DNA topoisomerase II. Gene Ontology annotation, molecular function: DNA binding; DNA topoisomerase type II (double strand cut, ATP-hydrolyzing) activity; ATP binding. The transcript has a single exon. Gene Ontology annotation, biological process: resolution of meiotic recombination intermediates; sister chromatid segregation; DNA topological change. Gene Ontology annotation, cellular component: nucleus. The record is from RefSeq and is a predicted model, not a curated record. The coding region runs from base 1 to 1563 and encodes 520 amino acids. Lineage: Eukaryota; Fungi; Ascomycota; Schizosaccharomycetes; Schizosaccharomycetales; Schizosaccharomycetaceae.
AUGGCAGAAAAUUUCCAUUUCAUUCCCUCUGUUAUAGACGGUUUCAACCCAGAUCAGCGAGAGGUAAUUCGUUACUGUUUAAAGAAGAAUAUUACUCGUUCAGUGAAGAUACCCGAUAUUGCAAGUUAUACAUUAUACGAGAAUGGUUUGACCUAUACUGAAGAUAAUUAUGAGUCCUUAUUGCAGGCAAUAAUAAGCUUGGCUCAAGGUUUUGUUGGAAGUAAUAACAUCAAUCUUUUAAUGCAUGUUUCCGAGGUUGGCAACCGUUUUGACCCCAAGGUUCCGAACACAAUACAAGGGGAAGCUACAGCAUAUUAUCUUUGGACCCUUCUUUCUCCUAUAGCUAGGAAGUUAUUCAGACCGGAAGACGAUCCUUUAGUCACUUAUCAGAGGGAGGGAGAUCAGCUGGACAAGUCUGACUUUUACGUACCGAUAUUGCCAAUGAUUCUUAUUAACGGCGCAGAGGCAUUUGAAGCGGGUUGGUCUACCUGCAUUCCAAACUUUAGCCCUAAAGAUGUUGUUGCUAACUUGAGACGGCUUUUGAACAAUGAACCUUUGCUGGACAUGUCUCCUUGGUACCAAGGAUUUCAUGGUAGUAUAGAAAAAGUGGCUUCGAAAGAAUACAGUAUGAAUGGUAUAAUCAAACAAAUAAACGAAUCAAAAGUGGAAAUAACAGAACUGCCUGUCCAAAUGUGGAUUCGAGACAUGAAGCAAUUCUUAGAAGAAGGAAAGACAGGAAGUGAUAUAGUCCAGCCAUUCAUCAAAGAAUACGAAGAAUACCAUGAUUUGAGGUUUGACAUGAAUAGUGUACACUUCCAAGUAACCCUGACCGAAAAAGGAAUGAGAGAAGCUUUGGCCGAAUCCUUGGAAUCUAAAUUCAGAUUAGUCCGCAUUCAGACUAUCAGCAAUAUGGUGGCAUUGGAUUCAUCAGGGAGAAUAAAAAAAUACGAUUCCGUUGAAGAAAUUCUAUAUGAAUUUCUUCGAGUUCGUUUAGAGACCUAUCAAAGACGAAAAGGAUAUCUCAUUGCUGAAUUAGAAAGUCGCUAUAACGUAUUAUUCAAUAAGGCGAGAUUUAUUCAAAUGAUUACGGGAAAUGAACUUAUGAUUUGGCAAAAGAAAAGAAGCACGCUUAUAGUCGAACUCCGUGAAAAAGGGUUUCAGUCGAUUUCAAAAUCUGAUUCUAAGAAGAAUCGCGAAGCUAAGAAAGUAGUUAAGCGGGCUCGAGAGGAUGGCAAAGAUCCAAUUGAAUCGCUCGAGGAUUUCUCUAGUGGUUUUGAUUAUCUUUUAUCCAUGCCAACCUGGUCCUUUACUUAUGAGAAAUAUUCAGGGCUCUUGAAGAGAAGGGAUGAUAUUGAGCGAGAGAUUGAGUCUUUGAAAAAUUUGGAUAUUAAAGAGCUAUACUUGAAAGAAUUAGAGGAAUUUGAAUGUGCGUGGAAUAAGAUGGAUGAACUAAAUCACAAAAAUAGUUUGGGUGAUUUUUGCCCUUGUAAAAAGUGUCGACAAAAGGAAUGGAAGAGAUUUAAGAGCGAACAGUUUCGAUGGCCGAGUCGUUGGCAGCGGUGA